Penaeus vannamei (Pacific white shrimp) is the source of this 632-nucleotide messenger RNA. Its product is annotated as cuticle protein AM1274-like. Gene Ontology annotation, molecular function: structural constituent of chitin-based larval cuticle. The record is from RefSeq and is a predicted model, not a curated record. Lineage: Eukaryota; Metazoa; Arthropoda; Malacostraca; Decapoda; Penaeidae. Gene Ontology annotation, cellular component: chitin-based extracellular matrix.
UUGCAGUCUCCACUAGAAGUAUAUCAAUCCUAUCAACAUGAAGGCACUGAUUCUAUCCUUGAUGGUGGUUGUGGUUGCGGCUGAGAGACCGUCCCUCUCUUACGACGCCCCUGCACCACACACAUCCUCGCCCGUCCAGCAGAUCCCCAUCAUUCGCGACGAGCGAGUCCAUCCUGCCGCUGACGGCACCUACAGCUUUGACGUGGAGACUGGGGAUGGCAUCGUCAGGCACGAGUCGGGCGGUCCAGGUGGCGCUCAGCAGGGAACUGUGAGCUUCACCUUCCCAGAUGGCCAAGUCUUCGAUCUCCAGUUCGUCGCUGAUCUUAACGGUUACCAACCUCAGUCGUCCUUCCUGCCCGUCGCCCCUGUAUUCCCCCACCCAAUUCCCGCCCACGCCCUCGAGCAGAUCGAGCGUGGACGACUUGAACUCGAAGCUCGCGCCCGCGAAGAGCAGCGUCAGUCAUUAAGCCAAGGACAAGCUGCACCUGCUCGCCACUACGGCCAACCUCAGUAAUGUUUUCUACCUGAACUUCAACAUGUUCUUGUUACCUGUUAUCCUACUCCAUUUUUUCUGCCCCAUUAUAUAACGCUAUGUAACGUUAUAUGUUAUAAAUAAAUCUAAAUCAAACUUC